This is a messenger RNA of Babjeviella inositovora NRRL Y-12698, 2840 nucleotides long. RefSeq names its product transcription regulator (gene SSN6). The transcript has a single exon. The record is from RefSeq and is a predicted model, not a curated record. NCBI's taxonomy places the organism in Eukaryota, Fungi, Ascomycota, Pichiomycetes, Serinales. Gene Ontology annotation, biological process: regulation of gene expression. Gene Ontology annotation, molecular function: protein binding; RNA polymerase II cis-regulatory region sequence-specific DNA binding; chromatin DNA binding. Bases 458 to 2836 code for a protein of 792 amino acids.
AUUUUUUUGCGGGCCCAACGGUGUAUAGACUGUUCUGACGGACGCCCUGCUCCCUGCGCGCCGGUUUUUUAUUUCUUUUUUCGCGCUGCCACUUUAAACUUCCCUUAAUUGUCGACGUCUUCCCCGUACUCGACAUUUUUCGCUCUCAUCACUUUGUCCUCACGCUGUUCCUCGACAAACCAUCACAGUCUCAUCGCCAUUCCCGCUUGUGAUAUAUCAGGCCAAACCCUUUGUUUUGAAUCCCGUUUCUCGAAAUCUGUAACAGCCGAGAAAGUCAUUGCAAAACUGUUAGCGCCGAAAUUAACCGCAAACCAAAUUUGUCGUUGAGAACCACCUUGCUGACCAUUGCUCUUUAUUGCAGAUCACCCCUUGCUGUCUCUGCUCUCUUUCCAACCUUGCUCUUGCACCACUCCCUACCCUUGCCAGACUUGCAGAGCCACUUAAACUGACCCUCAUUAUGAACAAGCCAAAGAACGGAACCAUGGAGCCUAACGGCUCCGGCGCUCCACCAGCCAACGAUGACCCGCUCAACCAAGCCACCGCCAAGGCAUGGCUCGCUAUCGGCUCCUUCGCGGAAACGCUCGGUGAUGUCGAUAAAGCUGCCGCCGCGUACGACUCGGUGCUCCGCCACGACCCCGUGAAUGCGCAAGCGCUCACCCAGCUCGCGUCACUCUACCGCUCGCGCGACAUGUUUGCCAAGGCCGCAGAGCUCUACCAGGCUGCUUUAAACGUAGCGCCGGAACAAGGAGAGACGUGGGGCCUCCUCGGCCACUGUUACCUCAUGCUCGACGACCUCCAGCGCGCAUAUACCGCGUACCAACAAGCCCUCUACCACUUGGGCAACCCUAACGUACCAAAGCUCUGGCACGGGAUCGGGAUCUUGUACGACCGCUACGGCUCCCUCGAGUACGCGGAGGAAGCGUUCGCGCGCGUGCUCGAGCUCGACCCCAACUUCGACAAGGCGCUGGAGAUUUAUUUCCGCUUGGGGAUCAUCUAUAAGCACCAGAACAAGCUCCAGCAGGCGCUCGAGUGCUUCAAGUACAUCCUUCCGCUGCCACCCUCGCCCCUUACCCAGCCAGACAUCUGGUUCCAGAUCGGACUGGUGCUCGAAGCGCAGCGCGACUGGCUCGGCGCCAAGGACGCGUACGAGCGCGUGCUCCAGGCGAAUCCACAGCACGCCAAGGUGCUCCAGCAGCUCGGCUGUCUCUACGCGCAAGGCCUGACAUCCUUCUACAACCUCGACACCUCGCUCAAGCUUCUUGCGCAGUCGUUGGAGUUGGACAACGCCGACGCGCACACGUGGUACCACCUCGGGCGUGUGCAUAUCUCGCGUCUGGACUACACCGCGGCCUAUGACGCAUUCCAGCAGGCCGUCAACCGCGACUCGCGUAACCCCACCUUCUGGUGCUCCAUCGGUGUCUUGUACUACCAGAUUGCGCAGUACCGCGACGCAUUGGACGCGUACACACGUGCUAUCCGGCUCAAUCCGUACAUUUCGGAGGUCUGGUACGACUUGGGGACGUUGUACGAAACGUGCAACAACCAAAUCACCGAUGCGUUGGACGCGUACCGCCAGGCGCAGCGCCUCGAUCCGUCCAACCCGCACAUCCGCAACCGCUUGGAGCAGUUGAUCAAGUUGCACAAUGAGGGUGCCACCCAUGCGCCAAAGCCUCCGGUUGACCAACGGCCCACCUUACCGGAGGGCAUGUUGCCGGUCAACUCCGGGCCGCCGGAGAUGGCGCAAGGGAUGGGGAUGGGCCAUCCACAGAUGUUGGCCCCGCCGCUCCAUUUCCAGCAAUUGCAGGCGAACGGAAUUAAUAAUCCGCCACCACCGCCACCGGCGAUCCAGCACCAACAGCAGCCACAGUUGCGCGCGUUGGAUGCGGGGUAUAGUCAUUCGUACACCACCACGACGUCUGUCGCUCCAGUGGCUCCUCUCGGUGCUUUGGAGGCUGUCCCUAUUCCUGCUGUUGAGACUGCUCCUGUGGCUGAAGCUGCUCCUGUGACUGAAGCUGCUCCUGUUCCUUCUGUUGCUGCUGCUGCUGUCUCUGUCCCUGCUUCAGAGGUGGUUCCUGCCAAGAGGGAAUUGGAAGACGCCCAGGACUCCGCUACCAAGAAGGCCAGCAGCGAUGCUAGCAAACCCCGCAAUUUCCACGAUAUCUUGAGUAACAGCGGGCAGAACACCCCUGAACCGGCUACAAGCGUUACGCCUAUUCCUGUACCUGUUUCUGUUGCGCCAGUGGAGGCUCCAACUGUGCCGGUGAAGGCUCCAUCUCCUGUUGAGAAAGAAGUAAAGGGAGACGCCACGGUGGCUGAAUCUGAAGCUACCGUGCCUGUAGCUGACGCUCCAGCAGAUCCUCUCAGCGAGUUCUCCAAACCAAACGAAGCCUCGUUCGUCCAGGAGCUCGAUGAACGCGACGAACUGGCCGAGAGGGAAGAGGCCAAGGACGUCGAGGCGCCUUUGAGAAAUGUGGAGGAAGACGACAACUACGAGGACGACGAAGACGAAGUUAUGAAAGAUGCCGAGGUGGAAAAGCCGGCCGAAGAAAAAGCCAAACCCUUGGAAAACCCGGGGGAGGAAAAGACCGAGGCAUUUACCACGGCCGACUCCACUCCGGUGUUUGAAUCCAACGAGGCCGACGCCAAGAUGGACGGCCCUGAAGCUGUUGCUGAAAAGGAAGAGCAAAGGGAAGAACAAAAGGAGGAGGCGGCUGUUGCUGAGGAACCUAAGGCUGAAGCUAAGGAAAAGGCUGAGACAUCCACGGAUGCUGAAGGCGAUGUGGAUAUGGCAGAGGUGGAGCCUGAAGUUGCCGAGGAAAAGAAUACUGAAAAGUAAUGGG